Molecule: messenger RNA, 618 nt
Organism: Morus notabilis
Lineage: Eukaryota; Viridiplantae; Streptophyta; Magnoliopsida; Rosales; Moraceae
Exons: 1
Coding region: 1-618 (205 amino acids)
Source: RefSeq, a predicted model, not a curated record
AUGACCCCUUUUCGGAUUCUUUACAGGCGGGAUCCUCUACCCCUCAUUCGCUAUACCACGGGGUCUACAACCAAUUACAUGGUGGAGCAGCAACUUAAAACUCGUAAUGAGGUGGUGGAUCAACUCAAAAUGCAUCUGUUCGAAGCUCAACAAGCUAUGAAAUUGUCAGCUAAUGGAAAAAGAAGGGAUGUGAAUUUUCAAGUGGGUGAUUUGGUAUACUUAAAACUUCGGUCCUAUCGCAAUAAGUCUCUUGCUAAGUUUGUGAAUGAGAAACUCUCUCCUCGAUAUUUUGUCCCCUUCGAAGUGCUGCAGCGGGUGGACACAGUGGCGUAUCGCCUGAACUUAGCACCUUCGGCUACAAUUCAUCUCAUUUUCCACGUAUCACAACUUCGUCGUGCAAUUGGAGCAUCAUUAGUUUGUCAGCAACUUCCUCCUCAAUUAGGCCCUGAUUUACAAUGGCAGGUGGAGCCAGAAUGUGUCUUGGACAUGCGUCCUUCGGUGCAUGGUGAUCCACAACGACCUGAGGAUUUGAUCAUACGGAAGAAUCUGCCGGACUUUGAAGCGAUGUGGGCAUCGUUUGAUGGAAUCCUCACCCAUUUCACCUUGAGGACAAGGUGA